CUUCCGAUCUCUCAACAUGGCGCCGCUCAAACAAAAGAGACCAGCUGUUGGCAAAAAGGCCAAAAAAGGAGCUUCAUGGAAGUUCACGCUGGACCUGACGCACCCCGUGGAGGACGGGAUCCUGGACUCUGCAAACUUUGAAACCUUCCUCAAAGAGAGGAUAAAGGUCAACGGAAAGACGGGGAACCUGGGAAACAUCGUGCAGGUCGGCCGCAUGAAGAACAAGAUCAACGUCACGUCGGAGAAGCAGUUCUCCAAAAGGUAUCUGAAGUACUUAACGAAGAAGUACCUGAAGAAGAACAACCUCCGUGAUUGGCUGCGAGUGGUGGCGUCCGACAAGGAGACGUACGAGCUGCGGUACUUCCAGAUCAGUCAGGACGACGAGGAGUCGGAGGCAGACGAGUAAACAGCUGUCCGUGUGUCAGGAGAAUAAAUGUGGAAAACGA
Messenger RNA from Plectropomus leopardus (leopard coralgrouper), 446 nucleotides. RefSeq names its product ribosomal protein L22-like 1 (gene rpl22l1). The record is from RefSeq and is a predicted model, not a curated record. Gene Ontology annotation, biological process: cytoplasmic translation. Gene Ontology annotation, molecular function: structural constituent of ribosome; RNA binding. Gene Ontology annotation, cellular component: ribosome. Lineage: Eukaryota; Metazoa; Chordata; Actinopteri; Perciformes; Serranidae.